Messenger RNA from Acaromyces ingoldii, 813 nucleotides. RefSeq names its product alpha/beta-hydrolase. The transcript has 4 exons. The record is from RefSeq and is a predicted model, not a curated record. The coding region runs from base 1 to 813 and encodes 270 amino acids. NCBI's taxonomy places the organism in Eukaryota, Fungi, Basidiomycota, Exobasidiomycetes, Exobasidiales, Cryptobasidiaceae. Gene Ontology annotation, molecular function: hydrolase activity.
AUGUCAGCUCCGAUCUGCGUCCACUGUGUGACCGGUGAUCGUAUUCCCGGCGAGCCUCGCGGCAAAAUCGAAAAGAUCGGGCCUUUUGAGACCUACAUCGCGACGCCCAAGGAGCCUCGCGAAGACGCCAAAACGCACGCCAUUGUCUCCUUUACAGACGUCUUUGGGCUCGGUCUGGUUAACAACAAGAUCUAUGCCGAUCUGCUCGCCGAUGACUCGGGCAUCACCGUCUACGUUCCUGAUCUCUUCAACGGCAAGCCUCUCAGCAGCGCAGACAUCAAGUUGCCUCAGUCGACCAAGGAAGCCGAGUCUCAGUCCUACUUCUCGAAGAUUUCGGAAGGGCUCAAGCUAAUUACCGUCCUCCCUUGGAUCGCUCGCAACUGGCCAACUGGCAAGCAUGCCAACUCCGAAAAGUUCAUCGAGGCUCUGCGGAAGGACAAGUCCGCCGAGAAGAUUGGCGCUAUUGGCUUCUGCUAUGGCGCCAACAUCUGCGUCCAUCUAGAUUCGACCUCCAAGACGAACGCCUCCGUGCUCAACCAUCCCUCUUUGCUGAGCUUCGACCAGUACAAGACACUCAAGUCGCCUACCCUUUUUAAUUGCGCAGAGACGGACACGCAAUUCACGCCCAAGCUGCGCGGCCAGGUGCAAAAGUUCCUAGACGACGAGAAGAGCGCUCCCGCGCACGACUUUAAAGUGUUCGAUAACACGUUCCAUGGCUUUGCCUGCAGGCCCAACUUCGCCGAUGAGCAGGUUCGUAAAGGAUUCGAAGAGGCUCUCGGCAGGACCAGCUGGUGGUUCAAGAGUCAUCUCUAA